AUGCCUAACAACGGCCAGCCGAACCCCAAAGCCGGCUGGGCAUUCGUCCACGGCCCGGGCCUCCAAGGCCAGCCCGCCCGGGUGGAGCAGCGGGGUCCAUUCGGCGACGAGGGCGCCCAGACCAGCAAUAACGCCGAACUCCGCGCCGUCAUCGGCGCGCUGCGGUUCCGGCACUGGCCCGGAGAGGGCUUCCGCACCGUCAAUGGGUGGAAGACCAGUAGCGGCAAGAACGGCAAGACGAACGUCAAGAAUAGGGACUUGUGGGAGAUGCUGCUAGGCGAGGUCGAGCGACGGGAGGAGCAGGGCCUCAAGAUUCAGUUUUGGCGCAUACCGAGGGAGUGGAAUGGUGUUGCUGACGCGGCGGCCAAGAAGGCUUCGGCGGAGGACGAGGCCCCUGGUCAGUGGGAGGAGAUGAUGGGUCUCUGUAUCUGA
Anthostomella pinea is the source of this 432-nucleotide messenger RNA. The record is from the annotation of a GenBank genome assembly. Lineage: Eukaryota; Fungi; Ascomycota; Sordariomycetes; Xylariales; Xylariaceae.